Medioppia subpectinata is the source of this 329-nucleotide messenger RNA. NCBI's taxonomy places the organism in Eukaryota, Metazoa, Arthropoda, Arachnida, Sarcoptiformes, Oppiidae. The record is from the annotation of a GenBank genome assembly.
CUUGGGCUGACAUAUUUGAUAUGCCGUUUACACAGGCAUUUAUUAAUGAAAGUUUUCGUUUCAAAACACUUCUACCAUUAAAUUUAAUGAGAAGUUCUGUAGAAAAUUCGUCAAUUUUAGGAAAUUUUAUACCAAAAAAUACGAGAGUAUUAGCAAAUAUAUGGGCCGUUCAUAACGACCCUAAGGUAUGGCUUAAUCCGCAAAUCUUUAAUCCAAAUCGAUUUCUUACCGAUGAUGGAAAGGAAGUGAUUAAAAUCGAUGCCUUAAUACCAUUUUCUACAGGAAAAGAGAUUCUGAAAACUAUUCCUUUGGUUAAGCAAUUUAAAUAA